AUGCCCAUCACUCCCGGCAGAAGACCUGGCGGGUGGAAGACUAUGCCGUAUAUCAUCGGUAUCAAACCCCUUCUCUCUCUAUCUCUCAGCCGCUCUCUCGCUUUCUAUCUACUGGUCUAUACACCGGAGCUUGCCGUAGGCAACGAAACGUUCGAGAGGGUGGCGAGCUUCGGGAUGACGACGAACCUGACGGUCUACCUGGUGAAGCGCUACAACAUGGGCGCGGUGGCCGCCGCCAACCUCACCAACAUCUGGAAUGGCACCACCAACUUCGCCCCCCUGGUCGGCGCCUUCCUUUCCGACGCCUACUGGGGCAGGUUCCCCACCAUUGUCCUCGCCUGCGUCGCCACCUUCCUGGUUAGUACGCUCCCCCUCCCCCAUCACCUCUCCUUUCCUCCCUUCCAGAGGCGAAUUCCACUGCUCGAUCACUAUCCACAUUCCUCUUCAUGCCGGCUGAGCCCAUCAAUGAACAGACGAAGAGGGAAUUAAUUAUUCAGAAGAUCCCAAGUUCCUUCCACCCUGGUCCUUUCUCUGCAUUUAUUGAAAUUUCUCUACUGUUUCCUUCUACUGUGUCCGUGACGAUGCAGGGCAUGGUAGGGAUGACUCUCACGGCGAGCGUCUCCGAGCUGAGACCGCCGUCCUGCGACGCGGGGGCGGCGCAGCCGGCGAAAGGCGUGGGAUGUGUCGGGCCGACGGCGGCGCAGUCGGCCAUGCUGGUGGCGUCUCUGUCGCUGCUGACGGUCGGCGCCGGCGGGGUGCGACCCUGCAACCUCCCCUUCGGGGCCGACCAGUUCGAUCGCACCACCAAGGAGGGCCGCCGGGGGACCAAUAGCUUCUUCAACUGGUACUACACCACUAACACGGCGGCCGUGAUGGUCGGCCUCACCUUCGUGGUGUACCUGCAGGACAGUGUGAGUUGGGCGGUCGGCAUGGCCGUCCCCGCAGGGCUGAUGCUUCUGUCCCUCGCCCUGUUCCUGUUCGGCGCCGGGCUCUACGUCUACGUGCCGCCGGAGGGCAGCGUCCUCGCCGGCGUCGUCCAGGUAUUCGCCGCCGCCUACAGGAAGCGGUCGCUGCCGCUCCCAUCUCCACCGGAGCAGGAGGCGACCCUGUUCAAUCCGCCGGCGAAGACCACCGGCACUGCUCUGCCCGUCGUCAGGCUCCCUCUCAGCCAACAGUUCAGGUAAAAGCCCCCCACUUGCGUUCUGACUCUGCCAGACCGCACCCCGACAGCCGCCACGUCGGGUCCCGGCAGGUAGUUGCUCGUCGCGUUUUGACUCUGACUUUUGAGAUAGUUAAAAGUCGUUGUCGGACUGGAACAAAACAGGGUUCUUAACAGAGCCGCCAUCAAGCUCCCCGGGGAGGUGAAAUGCACCGGCGGCGACGAGGAGGGCGGCGGGGGCGCCGCUGUAAAUCGGUGGCGGCUGUGCAGCGUGCAGCAGAUCGAGGAGGUGAAGUGUCUGAUACGGAUCGUGCCCGUGUGGGUCUCCGGCAUCACCUGCUUCCUCGCCCUCUCCCAGCUUUGGACCUUCGCGGUGAUCCAGGCCUUCUUCAUGGAUCGCCGCCUCGGCAGCAAGUUCCAAGUGCCGCCGGCGUCCCUCGGCGUCGUCAGCCUCCUCUCCAUCGUUGUCUUCCUCCCCAUCUACGACCGCUUGCUGGUGCCCCUAAUGAGGAGGGCCACCAAGCAGGAGUCGGGAAUCACGCUGCUGCAGCGCAUGGGUAUCGGCAACUUCAUCUCCCCUUUCUCCACGGUGGUCGCCGGCCUUGUGGAGCAGAGAAGGCGGCACAGGGCGGUGGCGGAGCCCACGCGGCCCCUGUCCGUGAUGUGGCUGGUGCCGCAGCUCGCGCUGGUGGGCUUGGCGGAGGCGUUCAACGCCGUGGGGCAGAUGGAGUUCUACAACCAGCAGUUCCCAGAGCAGAUGAGGAGCAUCGCGACAUCUCUCUUUUACUGCAGCAUUGCCGGAGCGAAUUACCUGAGCAGCCUAGUGGUGGAAGUGGUGCAGAGGAAGACCGGCAAGCACGGCCAGCCGAACUGGCUGGACGACAACAUCAACGCCGGCCGGCUCGAGUACUUUUACUAUCUCCUUGCCGGGAUGGGCUUCGCCAACCUUCUCUACUUCCUCGUCUGCGCUCACUUCUACCGCUACAAGGGCAGCGGCAGCAGCGUCGCCCCCGGCGCCGGCGAACAGGAGCUCUCGCCGGUGUACCCCGGCGACUCUCGUCGGCGAGGAUGA
Messenger RNA from Spirodela intermedia, 2231 nucleotides. The record is from the annotation of a GenBank genome assembly. Lineage: Eukaryota; Viridiplantae; Streptophyta; Magnoliopsida; Alismatales; Araceae.